UGGAACAUGUGGAGUGGUAGCAAGGCUGCGUUCGCGCUCAGUCAUCGGCCGGUCCAAGCGCGCGGCUGGCCGUUCCAUUUUCGAAAGUUUGAAACAAUCGAAAUACGAAUUUGACAUCUUUGAAUUGACAUUUUUUUUUUCGUGCGACAUCGUUUAAAACGAUGUUGAAGAUCGGCGGCGGCGCGGUGCUGCUGGCGGCCAUCGUGGCCGUGUUCGUGGUGGCCACGCAGGGCCGCGACCCCGACCUGGAGGCGCUGGAGCAGGAGGGCCGGGAGUACAUCGCCCAGCUGGACCGCGCGGCCGGCGCGCGCAAGAACCGCGCCAGUCUCGUCGAGUGGGCAUACACCUCUAACAUCACCGAGGCCAAUGAGGAGCAACGGAUACAAGUUCAACUAGAGCUCUCAAAGCAGGAGAAACAAGCAUGGAGCGAAACGAAGAUGUACAGGUGGCAGGAUUUCCAGGACUUCACUCUGAGACGGAUGUUCAAAAAGUACAGUCAGCUCGGCGUGGCGGCGCUACCUGAUGAAAAGUACAAACUGCUGAUGCAGAGCGUCUCGGGCAUGGAGUCCAACUACGCAACGUCCAAGAUCUGUGACUAUAAGAACACCACCAAAUGUGACCUGUCUUUAGAACCUGAGAUAACGGAGAUAUUCGCGAAGAGCCAGGACCCCGAAGAGCUGAAGAACGCGUGGGUGCAGUGGCACGCAGCAGCGGGCGCGCGCGCCAGGCAGAACUUCUCACAGUACGUGCAGUUGGACAACGAGGCGGCGCAGCUCAACGGUUUCAAGGAUGUAGCCGACUGGUGGCUGUCAGAAUACGAGGUGCCCGACUUCGAGCAACAGCUGGCCAAGCUGUGGGAGGACGUCAAGCCUCUGUACCAGGAGUUGCAUGCGUAUGUGAGGAAACGGCUGAGGGACAAGUAUGGAGAGCACGUCGUGUCGGCUAAAGGUCCUAUCCCGGCACAUUUGCUAGGAAAUAUGUGGGCUCAAACAUGGAACAACAUCGAGUCAUUUACCCGUCCUUACCCAGAUAAGAAGGAAAUAGACAUAACGAAGACGAUGAAAGACAAAAACUACACGCCUCUCAAAAUGUUCCAAAUGUCGGACGAAUUCUUCAGGUCAUUGAACCUGACCGCCAUGCCGGAGAAGUUCUGGAAGAAUUCCAUCAUUGAGAAACCUACUGACAGAGAGAUCGUGUGUCACGCAUCAGCAUGGGACUUUUAUGAUGGUGAAGAUUUUAGGAUCAAACAGUGCACGACAGUCGAUUACGAAUAUUUCCAAACGACUCACCACGAAAUGGGCCACAUACAAUACUUCCUACAGUAUAAACAUCAGCCGGUCGUAUUCCGGGACGGAGCUAAUCCAGGUUUUCAUGAAGCGGUAGGAGACACGAUAGCUCUGUCGGUGUCGUCUCCCAAACAUCUGCGUCGAGUUGGACUGAUCAGCGGAGACGCGGAGGAUGAGCAGACUGAAAUCAACCAGCUCUAUAAAAUGGGUAUAGACAAGAUCGUGUUCCUGCCGUUCGCGUACGUGUUGGACUUGUUCCGGUACAGCGUGUUCCGAGGGACCACCACUCCCGAGGACUACAACUGUCACUACUGGCGGCUGCGGGACGAGCUGCAGGGAGUCGAGCCUCCUGUCAACAGGACGGAGGAGGACUUUGAUGCCGCUGCCAAGUACCAUGUGUCUGCUGACGUGGAGUAUGCCAGAUAUUACGUAUCAUUCAUAAUCCAAUUCCAAUUCCAUCGAGCACUAUGUCAGCUGGCCGGGGAGUACGUACCUGAAGAUCUCACCAAGAAGCUGGUCGAUUGUGAUAUUUACCAGAGUGUCAAUGCUGGGAAUGCGUUAUCGAACAUGCUAAAGAUGGGCUCGUCCAAGCCGUGGCCGGACGCGAUGGAGGCGCUGACGGGACAGCGCGCGAUGCGGGCGGACGGCUUGCUGGAGUACUUCCGCCCGCUGCAGGAGUGGCUGCACGCGGAGAACCAACGCACUGGCGAAUACAUAGGCUGGGAACCUAGUAAAAUGCAAUACUGUACGCAGGAGCAGCGGGCGGCGCUGGACGCGAAGGCCAAGCCCGAGCCGCCGCACGAGUCGUGACGCACCGUACUUACUACAUAGGAUAAUUUGUCGAUAUAGGAACAGUAUUCGUAAUAAAUGUUUUGUAAUAUA
Bicyclus anynana (squinting bush brown) is the source of this 2168-nucleotide messenger RNA. RefSeq names its product angiotensin-converting enzyme-like. The record is from RefSeq and is a predicted model, not a curated record. The coding region runs from base 162 to 2096 and encodes 644 amino acids. NCBI's taxonomy places the organism in Eukaryota, Metazoa, Arthropoda, Insecta, Lepidoptera, Nymphalidae. The transcript has 12 exons. Gene Ontology annotation, biological process: proteolysis. Gene Ontology annotation, molecular function: metallopeptidase activity; peptidyl-dipeptidase activity. Gene Ontology annotation, cellular component: plasma membrane.